GAGAGACGCCUUCUCCACGCUGUCUCUUCCCCGGAUUCCCGUGUCUUAUAAGAGCCAAAAGGAGACCGGCUACUUCUUCUUUUUGAUUUUUUUGUGAAACUCCCCCUCCCCUUUUUCUUGCCGGACAUUCUUAACCUCCCCCAUUCUGUCCAUACUUCGAUUGACGUCAUCAUGUCCUCUGCCCAACAACGUCUCAGCCAGGUGGCUUCUCACUUCAGUCCCGGUGGCAAGAAAGGAGCCGCGGCUCUCACGGAAAAGCACCCCGAUGAUAUUGUCGUGACGUGUGCGCUGCGGACGGCCCUCACCAAGGGUGGGAAGGGCGGCUUCAAGGAUACCGCCGCCGCCGACCUGCUGGCCGGGGUGUUCAAGGCGGUGAUUGACCGCAGCAACAUCGACCCCAAGCUGGUUGAUGACAUCGCCGUGGGCUCGGUCCUGCCCCCCGGUGGCGGUGCCACCGAGUUCCGUGCGGCUGCGCUCGUCGCCGGGUUCCCCGAGUCGACCGCCGUUAAGAGCUUGAACCGUCAGUGCUCCAGUGGUCUGCAGGCCAUCGUUGACAUUGCCAACGCUCUGCGUUCCGGCAUGAUUGAUGUCGGUAUCGGUGCUGGUGUCGAGAGCAUGUCGUCUCAAUACGGCCCCGGCGCCGUGACCGAGUUCUCUGAGCUGCUGGAGAGUCACCCCGAAUCGGCCAACUGCAAGGUACCGAUGGGAGUGCUGUCGGAGCAGAUGGCCAAGGACCGGGGGAUCUCGCGGGCGGCGCAGGACGCGUUCGCGGCGUCCUCAUACCAAAAGGCCGUCAAGGCGCAGCAGGCGGGGCUCUUCAACGAGGAGAUCGUGCCGCUGCAGGUGAAGUGGACGGACCCCAAGACCAACGAGGAGAAGACGAUCACGGUCAAGGCGGACGACGGGAUCCGUGACGGCAUCACGGCGGAGUCGCUGGGCAAGAUCCGGCCGGCGUUCGCCAAGGACGGGUCCAUCCACGCCGGCAACGCCUCGCAGAUCUCCGACGGCGCCGCCGCCGUGCUGCUGAUGAAGCGGUCCACCGCCGAGCGCCUCGGCCAGAAGAUCCUCGGCAAGUACGUCGCCGGCAGCGUCGUCGGCGUCAAGCCGCUGCUCAUGGGCAUCGGCCCCUGGAAGGCCAUCCCCGUCGCCCUCGAGAAGGCCGGCAUCACCAAGGACGACGUCGACAUCUACGAGAUCAACGAGGCCUUCGCUUCGCAGUGCGUCUGGUGCGUCAAUGAGCUGGGCCUGCCCCAGGAGAAGAUCAACCCCAAGGGCGGCGCCAUCGCUUUCGGUCACCCCCUCGGCUGCACCGGCUCCCGACAGGUCAGCACCCUCCUGACCGAGCUGAAGCGCACCAACAAGAAGAUCGGUGUCACCAGUAUGUGUGUCGGCACGGGUAUGGGUAUGGCUGCCGUCUGGGUAGCUGAGUAGAGGGAGAAAACGCGGGAAAAUCUAGAAUGAGCUGGCUUCAUAGGAACGUCUUUUCUCUCUCUUUUGCCUUUUGUCAUAAGUAAAUAAAUAGCGAGUUUUCUCUGUGCUUUGUGCUUUGUGCUUUGACCAUUGUCUUUUCUGGAUAACAGGGCUGCGUU
Messenger RNA from Aspergillus homomorphus CBS 101889, 1589 nucleotides. RefSeq names its product 3-ketoacyl-coA thiolase peroxisomal A precursor. Gene Ontology annotation, cellular component: peroxisome. Gene Ontology annotation, molecular function: acetyl-CoA C-acyltransferase activity. The transcript is spliced from 3 exons. Gene Ontology annotation, biological process: phenylacetate catabolic process; fatty acid beta-oxidation. Bases 172 to 1431 code for a protein of 419 amino acids. The record is from RefSeq and is a predicted model, not a curated record. Lineage: Eukaryota; Fungi; Ascomycota; Eurotiomycetes; Eurotiales; Aspergillaceae.